AGCCGAAUGCGGCGAGCUGAUUUGUAUAAAAAGUAGUAAAUAAAUUUACUAAUUCGAAUAAUGUCCGUAAUAUACACUAACGAAAACAAUCCGGCAGGAUUGAAAUUAAUAAUUGCCAAGUCCCAAUCGAAAAAGGAGGUAGCGGUGAAGAUUGUGAACGUGCAUGAACGGUCUCUCGAACAACCCAGGCAUUUACCUUAUUUGGAGAUUGAUAAUUCAUUAGUGCUGUUUUCAUCAAAUGCUGCCCUAUUUUACCUGUGUCCUUUGCCAUCCAAAGUUGAUGCACAAGCAGCAAAUGAGUGGCUCGAAUGGGAAUCUACUGUGCUUGCUCCAAGUUUGGCUUUGUUAAUUGGAAGCAAUUUAAAGAGUGAUUAUCUCAAAAGCACAUUAAAUACAGCUUUAAAGAAACUAAAUACUUUCUUGAAGAAUAAGAAGUUUAUACUUAGUGACCAAUUAACUAUUGUUGAUAUAUCAAUUUGGUGCACAUUGUAUCCUUUGUAUGUUUUUGGAAAAACAGAGGAGCAUUUUAAAGAAUACCAUGCAAAUUUGACAGAUAUUGAUGCAUGGUUCAAAAAUUUAGAGAAUGAUGCAACUUUCCAGGAAAGCUUACAAUCUUUUACACUGAAAGGUUGUCAUCCUUCAUAUAAUUCUUUGUUGAAUGGGGGGAAAUAUUUGGUAUCAGCAUCUCAAGAUGCCUCCACCCCAAAGACUGAACAGACUCCGGAAGUUACAGUUACUGAGGAGGAAUUGGAAGCUGCCAAAAACGCAUUUUUGGGAUCAGAGACUUUCCCACCAUUAAAACCCAUUGAAAAAACUGUAUUACCAGUCUCUGGUGAAAAGAACGUUUUUAUUACCUCAGCUCUACCCUAUGUAAACAAUGUGCCACAUCUUGGCAAUAUCAUUGGUUGUGUUUUAUCGUCGGACGUAUUUGCGAGAUUUUCUCGAUUAUGCAAUCAAAAUACCCUCUUCAUCAGUGGCACAGAUGAAUACGGAACCGCCACCGAGACCAAAGCACUUGAAGAAGGUCUGAGUUGCCAAGCUAUAUGCGACAAAUAUCACAAAAUCCAUAGAGAAACGUACGAAUGGUUCAAUAUUAGCUUUAACUAUUUUGGCAGAACGUCCACUCCUCAUCAAACAGAGAUUUGUCAGGAUAUGUUCUUGAAAUUAAACGAUAACGGGUUCAUGUUCACUCAGUCCGUGGAACAGUUGCACUGUGACAAUUGCAAGAAGUUUUUAGCCGAUCGAUUCGUGGAAGGCGGUUGCCCAAACGCCGGCUGUACGUACGAGGACGCCAGGGGCGAUCAGUGUGACGCCUGCGGAAAACUAGUCAACGCCAUCGAAUUAAAGAAUCCUCGUUGCAAAAUCUGUUCACAAUCGCCUAAAAUUAAGACGUCCAACCAGUUCUUCAUUGACUUGCCCAAGUUGGAGCCUUUACUUCAUCACUGGAUGAAGAAGUCGUCGUCGAAUUGGUCGAAUAAUGCGCAGGUCAUAGCUCGGACAUGGUUGCGAGAGGGCCUCAAGCCCCGUUGCAUUACCAGAGAUUUGAAGUGGGGUGUGCCCGUGCCUUUGGAGGGCUUCAGAGAUAAAGUGUUCUACGUGUGGUUCGACGCGCCCAUCGGGUACAUGUCGAUAUUGAAAGCCUACACCGACAAGUUCGAGAAAUGGUGGAUUCCCGAAAAGGAUGCGGACAUCGAUUUGUAUCAGUUCAUGGCUAAGGAUAACGUGCCUUUCCAUUCCGUACUUUUCCCGGCGUGUCUGUUGGGUGCCAACAGGGGUUACCUUACCGUCUCACACAUCAUGGCCACAGAAUAUCUGAAUUACGAGGACGGUAAAUUUUCCAAGUCAAGAGGUGUUGGCGUGUUUGGCACUGAUGUACAAAAAACCGGUAUUCCCAGUGACGUAUGGCGAUUCUACUUGCUGUACGUUCGACCUGAAUCCCAGGAUUCCAGUUUCAGUUGGGUCGAUCUGGCCACCAAAAACAAUUCCGAAUUGCUUAAUAACUUAGGAAACUUCAUAAAUAGAUCUUUGAUGUUCGCAAAGAACUGUUUCGAUUCGGUGGUUCCUGCGAUCAAUCAACUGUCUAAUGAGGAUUUGACGUUAUUAGCCUUAUGUACGAAAGAAUUCAAACAAUACGUGAAUGCUUUAGAAAAAUGUAAAUUGCGCGACGGCAUUAGGCACAUAUUAGCAAUAUCCAAAUUGGGAAAUCAAUUUAUGCAAUCUAAUCAACCUUGGGUAUUGGUUAAGGGCACAGAUGAACAAAAGUUAAGAGCUGGAACUGUUAUUGGAUUAUGUUGUAAUAUCGUGGCACUUUUGGAACUGCUCUUGAGGCCAUACAUGCCUAUAACCAGUGAUACAAUUAAGAAACAAAUUAAUGGCAAAGACUUGGCAAUAAAUCUUGCUAAUGUUUGCAUUGUGCAAUUGUUACCGUCUGGUCACAAAUUGGGCGAACCCUCGCCUCUAUUCGCGAAAAUAGAACCGGCUCGAGUGGAUGAACUGAAGAAAAUGUUUGCUGGCAAACAAGGUGAUAGAGUUCCAGUCGAAGUUCAACAACUAGAACUUGAAGUUCAGAAACAGGCUGACAAAGUAAGAGCUCUGAAAUCUAGCAAAGCUGACAAGAAAAUCUGGCAACCAGAAGUUGCCAUCUUAUUAGAUCUUAAGAAAAAACUGGAGGAAUGUCAGAAGAACAAGGCCAAAGCGACUGCAGGGGGUGAUGCUCCCGUUCAAGGAACUCCAGAAGAAGUUAAAGCUUUAGAGUCGGAAAUUGCUAAACAGGGAGAUAAAGUGAGGUCGUUGAAGGCCAGUGGUGUGGAGAAAGCUGUAUGGCAACCAGAAGUCAAUAUAUUGUUGAGCUUGAAGAAGAAACUGGAAGAGUUACAAAAAUUUAUAUCAAGUAAAUCUUCUGCACCACAAAAUGGUGUGAAUCCAGAUGAAAUCAAGAGAUUGGAAGAAGAAGUUAACAAACAGGCUUUAAAAGUAAGAAAACUGAAAGAAGGGAAAGCUGAGAAGUCAGUGUGGCAACCAGAAGUCGAUAUUCUGCUGAAACUUAAAGCUGAACUUGUAGCUGCCGGAGGCGCCCCAGCAGCGGCUCCACAAAAAGGAAAGAAAGGAAAAUGAAUAAAAUAUUUUUUCUGUGGGGGUACUGAGUCAAACAGUAUUCUAAAUGAAUUUAUUUAUUGAUUAAUUUAUAAUUUUACAUAUUUUGCAACAAUAAACAUAAAGAUUGAUAUGUUUUAA
Messenger RNA from Aethina tumida (small hive beetle), 3234 nucleotides. RefSeq names its product methionine--tRNA ligase, cytoplasmic (gene MetRS). NCBI's taxonomy places the organism in Eukaryota, Metazoa, Arthropoda, Insecta, Coleoptera, Nitidulidae. Gene Ontology annotation, biological process: methionyl-tRNA aminoacylation. The record is from RefSeq and is a predicted model, not a curated record. The transcript is spliced from 12 exons. Gene Ontology annotation, cellular component: cytosol; aminoacyl-tRNA synthetase multienzyme complex. Bases 61 to 3114 code for a protein of 1017 amino acids. Gene Ontology annotation, molecular function: methionine-tRNA ligase activity; ATP binding.